UCAAAUUUUAUGAAUUUCGUACGAAAUUCCGGCCCCCACUGCCGUAAUAUGGCAACAGUGGUAAAUAAAAAAUCAUAUGAUGUUUUCAAAUGGUUACGUAGCGCGCGAAGGAAUAUGGCGUUGCCAGAUGGACAGAAGUUUUUCAAUCCUUCUGGCAACAGCAGCAACAACCACCCACGCAAAUUCUGCACCAAAACGACAAUUGGCUUUCGACAACAAAUGGAUCACACAAUACCACCCAAAGAAUUCAAAUGGACGCCUGGUAAUUUGAUUAAUGAGAAUUUCCGUGUUGGCAAAAACGGACACGUCUGCAUAGUGCUCAAUCGUAAAAUACAGGUGCCCUCGCACGUGGUUAAGCUAUUAUGGAAGAAUGCGACACUGCGUUGUGCCGUUGAUGGCGGCAGUAAUCAUUGGCGUAAUUUUGUCUUGGCCCAGGGAAUACAGAAGCCGUCAAAAAGCGAGAAAAUCAUUGAUAUGGUUCAUCUGGAGCCGUUAGAUCUGAUAACCGGCGAUUUUGAUUCAAUAACGGAAGAAACUGUUGAUUUUUUCAAAACAACGCCAAAGAUACACACACCCGAUCAAGAUGCUACAGAUUUUACCAAAGCUAUAACAGUACUGCAGCCAGUGAUGACGCAACGUAAGGUGCACGACAUUGUAGUAUUUCAUGAUUGUUCAGGCCGCUUAGAUCAAGUGAUGGCAAAUCUAAAUACACUCUACAAAAUGCAAAAGGACAACUGCAAUGUGUAUUUGGUGAGUGGCAAUUCCGUUACGUGGCUACUGCGACCUGGCAAGCAUACCAUACAAAUCCCAUUGGACCUAGUGACCAGCCAACGCUGGUGCUCCCUAAUGCCCUUGGGCGGCACGGCACACAAUGUGACCACAACUGGAUUGAAAUGGAACCUAUAUCAUGCACAGAUGGAAUUUGGUGGGAUGGUGAGCACAUCAAAUACGUAUUCGACAGAGUUUGUACAAGUGGAAACGGACAGCAGUUUGAUUUGGUCCAUGGGCGCAUACGAUUUCGAGGAGAAAAUGCGACCCAGCGUUAACAAACAUUAAUGAGAGCGAAACACAAUUAGAUACUUAAAUAUGUUAUGGCUUAGAUAAAAAUUACGCUUAUUGUUCUUGUUUCACGAA
Molecule: messenger RNA, 1134 nt
Organism: Drosophila busckii
Lineage: Eukaryota; Metazoa; Arthropoda; Insecta; Diptera; Drosophilidae
Product: thiamin pyrophosphokinase 1
Exons: 3
Coding region: 10-1056 (348 amino acids)
Biological process (GO): thiamine diphosphate biosynthetic process; thiamine metabolic process
Molecular function (GO): thiamine diphosphokinase activity; ATP binding; thiamine binding
Source: RefSeq, a predicted model, not a curated record